UUCUUACACGGUUACAUUUUCUGUAACAGACUAGCCAACUCGCUCUAUGAUACACAAUUACUUUCCGACAGUUACUCAGAUACUUCCAGAAAUGUACGUUUUUACCUUAAGCUUAUUUGUGAUUUUAGUUAUCCAACAAAUCAGCGGAUUUAAGGAGCCAGAGUGCUCUCGCUACCAUUAUGAAGAACAGAUUCUUGAAAGAGUUGUCCGUAUGGGAAUGGAGUUGGAAUACCAAAAGAAAGAUGUUACAAAUAUCUUAGAAACAGUGGCUGCAAAGUUGAACACUUUCUCAAAUGAACUUCAGGUGCUGAAAAGAGAGAAUAAAGAACUCAAAAGCAAUCUCAAAGACGAAGUUCAAAUAUCGAUUUCGGACUUGGAGAAAGUUAAAGAGAAAACGGUUCUUCCCCUUGUUUUCUUCAAUUCUAAAAAUGUUGCUGACACCUCAAUUAAGACAGGACACACGAUCGUUUUUACUGAGACCCUGGUAAAUGAUGGAAACGGGUACGAUAAUACAACGGGCAUCUUCACAACUCCAGUAGACGGAACGUACCUGGUAUCAUUGCAUAUGUGCGUCAAAAAUAAACAAAACCUUUACUACGGACUUGUAAUUGAUGGCAAGGACACUCUUCGUGGUGAAAUGUAUGAAUAUCGAGCAUACUCUUGCAAUUCCGUGCAACAACUGCUGACCCUCAAAGUUGGGAAAAGAGUUUGGAUUCAGGUUUAUGUCAAAGAUGUAGAUUUGCUUCAGAGUGGCAGUCACUGGAAUAUGUUUUCUGCCUUGCUCCUGAAUAAGGGAUAGCGAAUGGUUUUGUGUAGACAGGUUAAAGUAGUGAUACAAGUGUUUAUAUAAUCAAGUGUUGCUUACCAAUCACUUCUUUCUAUUGAUUUUGAUUACAUAGCCGUGCUUCAUACCACUCAUCGAAAUGCGAUUGAACAUCGAGGAAUUAGACGCAAUUCCAUAGUUGAAGGGCUGUCGGAUAAAUAAGUUUGUCUUAUUUAAAAAGAUGCAAUCACUGUUAACAUUAUGAUAAAAGUUUUACUAUGUUCAGUUUAAACCUUGGUGUGCCUUAAGAGCUUUAUCAACAUAUAUCAAGUGAGAAAGUAUCGACAUUGUCGUCCAGCAACAUUACCGUGUGACAUUAAUCGUCAUGUGACGAAUGUAGUUAACUAAAACCAUAAUUUUUUAUCAGAUAUAUUUCAUUAUUUAUGUAUAUAUAAAGCUCAAUAAUAUAUGUCCGUCAUAAACUCUUUUUAACGAA
Molecule: messenger RNA, 1259 nt
Organism: Mya arenaria
Lineage: Eukaryota; Metazoa; Mollusca; Bivalvia; Myida; Myidae
Exons: 2
Coding region: 47-799 (250 amino acids)
Molecular function (GO): protein binding
Source: RefSeq, a predicted model, not a curated record